Molecule: messenger RNA, 3591 nt
Organism: Macroventuria anomochaeta
Lineage: Eukaryota; Fungi; Ascomycota; Dothideomycetes; Pleosporales; Didymellaceae
Product: TPR-like protein
Exons: 2
Coding region: 92-3517 (1141 amino acids)
Cellular component (GO): Ski complex
Molecular function (GO): protein binding
Source: RefSeq, a predicted model, not a curated record
CACCAAUCCAACACCUUGCUGUCGUUCUUUGCGUUGGACAACUCAAAAGUUGUUUUCUCCCUGUCUCUGCAUUGACCGGAGUUCAGCAGUCAUGGCGUCACAUGCGGACAGUGCGCACGACCUCUUAGAUCUCGACAUAGGCACAUUACGGCAAUACGUCGAGCUCUUCCCGACCGAAGGCCUUUCGAAAGUCAUCACAGGGUAUCUCAGCAGUGGCAUAUCGAAGUACCCGCUCGCACAAGAGAAGGGAGAUGCUCCAGAUCUCAGCGAAGGUGGGGUAUCCCUCAGCGUCGAUGUGCCUGUAUCACAAGAUGAUUGUUUAGCCCUUAUGACAGAAGGCAUCCUGGAAGCUAGGAAGUCACCACUUGCACAUGUAUUACUCGGCGAUUUCUACCUAUCUCUGGAAGAAUAUGAAAGUGCUGUCGAGUGUACUAGGAAAGGCUUGAAACUCGCAGCAACCGAAGCCAAGAAGACGGAUCUGUCAUUUCAACGCACGCGCGACGCAUUGAGGAGUACUCUUGCAACAGCUCUUGUGUACUACCAAGCGCCUAGGAACCACCUGGAGGCCAAGCAGAUAUUCCAGGAGAUACUGAAGCGCAAACCAAGAUUCACAGCUGCUCUGAUUGGCCUUGGCCUGAUUCUCGAGGAAGAUGAAGACUACAAGGAAGCUGCAGAUUUCUUGGAGCAGGCUCUGAAGCUGGAUCCGGACAAUGGCCGCAUUGGAGCAGAAGCAGCAUGGUGUCAGGCACUCGCUGGCGACUACAAGACCGGACUUGACAAGCUCCAAGGCUAUCUAGACCAUCCCCAGAUGGACGCAUCCAAGCCACGUGGCCGAGAACUGCGGGCUCAGACUCUCUAUCGGAUUGGUGUGUGCAUGUGGGAACUUGACCCUUCGAAAGCUGCCCGAAAGAACCGCCAAGGAGCCUAUGCUAAGCUUCUCGCUGCCAUCAAAGCGAACCCAAACUACGCUCCCGCUUACACGCUGCUUGGCAUCUUCUACGAAGAUUACAACAAAGAUCGCAGACGAGCAAGACAGUGUUUCCAGAAAGCUUUCGAGCUUUCGCCUUCCGAGAUUGUCGCAGCUGAGCGGUUAGCUCGACUUUUCGCCAACCAGGGUGAAUGGGACAUUGUUGAGGCCGUCUCACAGAGAGUCGUUGACUCCGGCAAAGCGAAGCAGACACCUGGUUCCAAGAAGAAGGGCGUCAGUUGGCCCUUCUCUGCGCUGGGUGUUGUUCAGAUGAACAAGCAAGAGUAUCAGCAGAGUAUCAUCUCGUUCUUGUCGGCUCUUCGUAUCAGCCCAGAUGACUACUACUCUUAUGUCGGCCUAGGCGAAAGCUAUCACAACUCUGGACGCUACAACUCCGCACAACGCGCCUUUAAUUACGCCGAGAACCCCACGGAUGGCGUGAUCAUGAAGAAGACAGAAGAUGAAAGUUGGUUCACGAAGUACAUGCUCGCAAAUGUUAACCGCGAACUGAGCGAAUUCGACGAAGCCCUCCAGGGCUACGAAGCAGUUUUGUCUCAACGAUCACAGGAGUUUGGUGUCUCGAUUGCUCUCAUUCAGACCCUCGUAGAGAAAGGCUGGCACUGUAUCGAGACUGGCUUCUACGGAGAGGCAGUGGACAGCGCAAUCCGUGCUAUCGAAGUCGCCAACACAGUCACAGAGUACAAGCCUGAUGCAUUCAACCUCUGGAAAGCUGUCGGAGAUGCCUGCAGUCUGUUCAGUUGGGUGCAAGAGAAGCUCGAGAAGUUUCCUUCUGCGGACGUCGAGCGCUUGCUGCAGAGCAAAUCAGAUGUUGGCAUUGACCUUAAUACACACAAAGAGAUCGAUGGCAUCGGCAAGGACGAUGUCGCGAGUCUCUCUUCAAGCGAAGCGUCAAUCUUGACAAAGGUGCUGAAGGCUGCCAUUCUCGCGCAGAAGCGAGCGAUCGCCAGCUGCGAGCACGACAUCCAUGCGCAAGCUGUAGCAUGGUACAAUCUCGGCUGGACCGAAUAUCGCGCUCAUGUUUGCUUGGAACAGGAAGGAGAUGAGGAGCAGAAGCUUACGGGUUUCCUGAAAGCCGCGAUGAAGUGCUUCAAGCGUGCUAUUGAGCUUGAAGCUGGCAACUCCGAGUUUUGGAACUCUCUCGGUAUUAUAACUACGACACUCAGCCCGAAGGUCGCUCAGCAUGCUUUCGUACGUUCUUUGCAUCUCAACGAUCGUAACGUGCACGUGUGGACGAACCUCGGUACACUCUACCUGCUACAGAACGAUUUGCAGCUAGCAGACACAACAUUUGGACGUGCGCAGGCACAAGAUCCUGACUAUGCUUUGGCCUGGGUGGGCAUGGGCUUAGUUGCGCUGCUUGGCGGUAAAGAAAGCGAUGCAUUUGCUCACUUCACGCAUGCAUUUGAGCUGUCUGACUCGUCGUUGCUCCUGACUAAGCGACAGUAUGCUGUCUCGGCAUUCGACUUCCUCGUGUCAUCGCUCUCAUCUUCCAGUUCGAUCGUAAACUUGAUCCAACCACUGUUCGCUCUCCAACAGCUCAACCGCCAGGCGCCAUACGAUUUGUCACACAAGCAUCUCGCAGCGCUGUUCCUGGAACGCGUUGGUAACUACGAUGCUUCCGUGGCGGCUCUACAGGCUGUUUCCGAAGCUGCCGAACAAGAAUAUGAAAAGUCAGAGGCUAUGUCUGCUCUUGCGCGCAUCGUCCAAGCGAAGAAUGAUCUUGCACGCAACCAAUUGGCAUUAGGAUCCAAUGACUCUGCCGUCGAGGAGGCGGAGACUGCUUUGGACCUUCUAGCUGAGCUUGAAGGCGAUGCCAGCCAGUCCGUCCUGUCUCCCGAUCAACUGGACAAGAUUCGUCUGUCUGCUCGUCUCACAGCAGGUCUUGCACACUACUUUAGCGGCGCACUUGACGCUGCGCUACCAUACUUCCGCACAUCGCUCGAAGCCACUGGCUCUCACCCAGACAUCAUCUGCCUCCUAGCAGAAGUACUAUGGGCAAAGGGAGGCGAGAACGAGAGGCAAGUUGCGCGCGAACAGCUCUUCACCGCUUCCGAGAAACACGAGUCACACGUUGGUAUCUUGACUCUCAUCGGCGCCAUGACCGUCCUAGACGACGACCUCGAAACGAUGGAAGUUAUCAAAGACGACCUGGACCGCCUACGCACAGACAAGGACCUCACCGACGAGCAACUCGUGCGCAUUGAGAAGGUCGUGGAAGCCAUUUCGAUCAGCCUAGGCGGCGCAGAGCAGGAACUCGAGGAGGCACGACGAAGCGUUAUGCUCGCACCGUGGAAGCACACAGGCUGGUCCGAGCUGGCUGAUGCUGCUGGUGGCGAUGUGUUCGCCAGUACGCUCGCUACGGAGACUGCUCGCAGGAAUGCACCGCCGAAUGGCACGCUUGGUGCUGUUGGUUUAUCUGGUCCUAUGGCUGCAACUGGCGAUGCGAGUGAUGCACAGAGAGCGAUUGUCCUGGCACCGUGGAGUAAGGACGGGUGGACUGGACUUAUCGAGUGCGUGCAAGGCGCAUGAGCGCUCCACGAGUGAGUAAGAGCAGCGCGUAUGAUGAUGUUGCAUACUCAUAGAGGCUUUUAUAUACUAUCUAC